GGGCGGCCGGUUCGAGUCCCCCCGACGGCUGACCAUGGCUUCUCUGCUGGGGUCGUACGCCUGGUCGGAGCGGCUGGAUUGCUCCGCUCUGGAGCUGCCCGACAGCGCCGCGGGGGUGUCGCGACCCGAGAAGGGGAGCCCGGAGAGCCGCAUCCGACGGCCCAUGAACGCCUUCAUGGUUUGGGCUAAGGACGAGAGGAAGCGCCUGGCCGUCCAGAACCCGGACCUGCACAACGCCGAGCUGAGCAAGAUGCUAGGCAAGUCAUGGAAGGCUUUGACGCCUUCCCAAAAACGGCCGUAUGUAGAAGAAGCAGAGAGACUGAGGGUGCAGCACAUGCGAGACUACCCUAACUACAAGUACCGGCCCAGAAGGAAGAAACAGGUCAAGCGGAUCUGCAAGCGGGUGGAUCCAGGCUUCCUGCUAGGGAAUCUCUCCAGGGAUCAGGACCCCAUUGCAGAGAAGAGGAUGUGCAGCAGGAUAGCUGGAGAGAAGGACAUUCCGGCUGAAUACUCGGCUAGUUCAGUUCUGCCGAACCUGGGGAGAUACCGGGAGGCCCAGAACAACAAUGCUGGCACUCCUAUGGACACCUAUCCCUAUGGCUUGCCCACUCCACCAGAGAUGUCUCCUUUGGAUGUGAUAGACCCUGAGCAGAGCUUCUUUUCUUCCCCUUGCCCAGAAGAUGCUCAGCAUCCCCACAUGCCUGGGGGGCCUUACUCUCUGGAAUAUUCCAGCAGCUCUAUGCAGUGUAAUCACCCUCUCAGCCACAUGCCAGUCUCCCCAGCAGGCUCCUCCAUCCUCCCUGCUCCCCCCAACUGCCCGGCACCCUCCUCAGCCAGUUAUUACACUCCGGCCUUCCAUCCUGCCCUCCAGCCCUCCAACCUCCACCCCCACCUAGGUCAGCUCUCACCUCCUCCUGAGCACCAGAAUUUCGACAGCCUGGACCAGCUGAGCCAAGCAGAACUCCUCGAGGAGAUGGACCGCAAUGAGUUUGACCAGUAUCUCAAUGCUACCAGCCAUCCAGAGCCCAGUGGGCUGAUCAUCAAUGGACACAUCCAGGUGUCUCAAAGUGCAGGGGUCUCACACACAUCAGAGACCAGCCUCAUUUCCGUCCUAGCAGAUGCUACAGCUACUUACUACAAUAACUACAGCGUGUCAUAGGCCUGAGGGAAGGGGAUGUGCCCCGUGGACUGAACAAGGAAGGACUUUACAGUUUUAUUGGCCUGAGGGUGCCUCCCAACUCUCUACCCCCCUCACCUCAGGAUUGCCCAGACUGAAUUAAAAUAGCUUUGGAGUUUGUUAUCUACUAGGUAAUUACUCUAAUUUAUCACACACAAACAUCAUCAUCCUAAAUAAUCAAUUAUCUGACUUCAAAACAGUGUUUCUUUCUCACUUCAAAGAAGCAGAGGUUCAAGUCUUUAUGAUGGACAGAGUGUCUAAGCAGAUUAGAUGAAAAAAUCCUCACUCUUUGUCCCUGAGGCAAAUUGAGGCGGCACAGAUCUGCAAUUCGCAUUUUAUUGUGUAGUCAUUGGAAUGUCAGACUAGGAUCUGGGAGACCCUUAUUCAAAUUCCCGCUCUGUCAGGGAAGCUUGCUGGGUGAUGUUAGUCAGUCACACACUCUCAGCCUAACCUAACUCACAGGAUUGUUGUCAAUAUAAAAUGGAGGAGAGGAGAACGGUGUAAGCUGCUUUGAGUCCCCAUUAAGGAGAAAGAUGGGGUAUAAAUGGAGUAAAUGAAUCUGAUACUGUGCUGCUGAAAUCAUUGGGGCAUUAAAGGGGUGCCCACAACCCAUGUCAAUAAUAUUUGAUGCAGUAACACUUGAUGUUCCCUUCCAGGUGAUGUGUGGUUAUAUAUUCCAGUCUUGGAAAUGUGCUUCUGUUUAAUGUUCUUUGUAUUCAGGCCCCUGGAUAUCUGUGGGGAAUCUUACAGGGAAGCAAGGGUGAGACAGCUUUCACAAGUGACUCUAAAAACUCAUCUUGAAGAAGUUGAUGACAAAUUACCUGGGGAAUCUAUGCUUGGAUCUCACAACAAAUUUUUAACCUUUGAAAGCAGAGACAGGGUGGGCAAUUUGGAGCAGACUAGACAAGUUAACACUUUUCCUGUAUUCACACUAGAAUCCUCCCCCAUCUGUACCUAGCCUUAGAAGGAAAAAAAGGCAGGAGGAAGUCUACCACCACCCCAGCUGUACUGGGACUAAGAGUAUGUCUGUGAGACCAGGGUGGAUCUCUCUUCUGAAAGCAAUCUCAUUGCUUGAUGCAUUUUUCCUUAUCAUGGUGAAAUUCAUGUGGAUACUUAGGCCAUUUUUGCAUUAAUCUGCUGACAUUGCUUUCAUUUGAGUUCAGAGCAUGUGGAUACUUAGGCCAUUUUUGCAUUAAUCUGCUGACAUUGCUUUCAUUUGAGUUCAGAGCAUGUUCAAAGUUCAGCUUUAAACCCUCAGCAGAAAUCUAUGCUGGCAUAUGUUUGUACAAAUCUUCAUAAGAAGAACUGCUGGAUUAGACCAUCUAACCCAGAAUUUUGUUUCCAACAGUGGCCAGCCAGACACCCCUGGGAAACACACAAAGGCAACAGCACUCCAUCAUUGGUUUUCCCCAGUACAGCAAAUGGCAUUAAGAUGUAUACUAGCUCUUUACAAAAGUAACAGUGAAUGCAUGUACAAUCCUUGUAUAGUAUACAUUGGAUUUUUUAAAAAAAUGCGUGCAUUGGGUAAUUCUCAUGUUACAUUCAACAGCUGACUGUGUGCUCCCAGCCCCACAUUUAUUCAAAUUUAUCCCAUGUUUCAUUUGCAAAGUGUACACGUAUUGGGUCCUUUUUAUAAACAGGUGUACACACAUAUAUACACAUUGUAUGUGUGUUCACUGUAACAUCUCAACCGGGCUACUGUGUACAUUCAGACCAGACUCUGAACAUGGGGGCAGUAUGUUAAUAACUAUCUCAGCAAAUAACUGUUGGAUAGAUCCAUUCCACCAUCACCCCCAUUAACCUGAAUCAUCCCCUUUUUAUGCCAUCUAUGCGAAUGGCCAUCACUGUAUCUUGUGCCAAUGAGUUCCAUAAGAUAACUGUGUGAAGUACUUUCUUUGAUCUGCUUCGAAUAUGUUGCCAGUCAAUUGUAAUGAGUGACCUUGAGGGAUCCUAGUGUCUUCCUCUGGCUACCUUUUCCACAUAACGUACAAUUUUCCAAACUUCUUCCAUGUCCUCUCCUUAUACACCUCAGUUCUAAACUGCAUCAAAUGUUCAAAAAGGAGCUACCGUAAUGGAAAGCAACUCUCACAGAGCUUGAGUUACCCCUGCAUGUGCAAAGGGAGGGAGUGGUGCCUUCUUUAAAGUCUUCAUUAUGAAAAAGGAUCUUAUACCACCGCUACCUGUAAGAUUUCAGUCAAGUAUUUAAAUUUGAAUUUGAGACAUGCUCUGAACUAGUCAGAAACAAUGUGGUUGUUAGCCAACACUCUGCCCCAAGAAGGAUUUCCUUCUAUUAGAGUUAAAGUAUUCUGGAUAGAUGCCUCAAACAAACCUGCAAUGCCCAUCCUUCCUAGCCCGGACUUGCCACUGUUGAACAGAAAAGUAUCCUCCUAGCCUUCUCUUCAGUGUAGCCACUUGCUCCAGUAGUUAUAGCAAACAAUUCAAGCUUUUCAUCUUUUGCACUUCCCUAAGAAUAGCUGUCAACCUGACCCCUCUUUCCAUCUGUCUCUCUGGCAGAUAUUAAUUAAAUUGCAUAGUAUGCCCGAACAUGAACUAACCUGGGGUUAGAUAUUCCUCCUCCACUGGCUACCAUGCUUUAGAAAACUAAAGAAGGGGGUUGUGGAUCAGGCACAGGCUCAACAUCCAGAAGGUUCCUUGUUCUACCCCUGCUAAAGGCUCUCUGGCAGCAGAUUCUGGAAAAGACCUUUCUAUGCCUCAGAUUCUGGAGAGCCACAGCCAGUCAAAGAGAAAUGGGAGUGAGUUGGACCAAUGUUCUGAUUGGGUUCAAGGCAGCUUGAUGCAUUCAUGCACACAUGGGCAUGCAUUCACUGUAUCCCAAAGAACUGGGUUGUCAGACCUGAUUUGUCCACUCGCUGUGCGAGAAGCUUCUAAGUUUCCACAUUCCUGAAAUUCAGCUUGCAGCACUCUCAUUUUCUUUCUGGGUCUUGUCACACGUGAAACUGCCUUAUACUGAGUUGGACCAUUGGUCUAGCGAGGUCAGCUGUCAGUUCUGAUUGGCAGCAGCUCUUCAGGAUCUCAGGUGGUCUUUCACAUCUUCUACUGCUGGAACCUGGUAACUGGAGAUGCCAGUGUGGUAUAGUGGUUAAAGUGUCAGACUGGUUUCUGGGAGACCCAGGUGCAAAUCUCACGGAAGCUUGCUGGAGGACUUUUGGCCAGUCACACACUCUCAGCCUAACCUACCUCGCAGGGUUUUUGUUUUAAGGAUAAAAUGGAGGAAAGAAGAAUGAUGUAUGCCACUUUGGGUCCCCACUGGGGAGAAAGGUGGGGUAUAAAUGAAUAAAUAAGUGCAAAAGAUUGAACCUGAGACUUUCUGCAUGCCAAGCAGAUGCUCUGCCUCUGAGCCAUGCAUUCACAAUGUACACAUUAUAUAGUAAUAGCCUUUGUGGUACUGUAGAUUCAGCAAGAGAUCUGUGGCCAAGUGCUGCUUCCUGAAGAGCAUACUUGUAUGAUGGACACAUUCACAGAUCGAUCCAGUUAGCCGUGUUAGUCUGUAGUUGUAAAAUAGUAAAGAGCAAAAUAGUAAAUUUUACAUCCAUACAUUGAAUUUUUGAGGAGUUUUAAGAUACAAGGUGAUUUGCGUAUACACUGAAAUACGGAAUGUGUGCAGCAAGUUACAUCAUUCCGUCACAGGCAGAUUAGUGGCUUGUGCAUCUUUCAGGAAGCUGCUGCUCGAAAGAUCUUCUUGUCUGGAGAGAUAAGAUCUUAUUUGGUGAUCUAGAGAAUAUGAUUCCUUGACUACUAGCGCUGCUGCAACCCUACUAGCCUUAGUGGGAUUACAUCAGUGUAAACUAUUUAUUCCUCAGUCGUAGAAUAGGCUGUACAAGUAAUUGUGUUCUUAGGGUGGGAUAUAUCAACCCCUAUUGCAACCCAGUGCAACCAGAAAUGUUACACCAGGUUGGCAGGAAGGGGUAUAUCACUGCAAAAAAAAUCAAGAACGUGGUUACUUAGAGAUUCACUGCUAGCAAAAGAGGUGCUGGGGCUUAAGUCUGCUAAGAACAAAGUAUGUCUUUUGGAGCAGGAUGCCUUAUUCCUAAACUCUGAUAUACACAGGCUGCCUGGGGGUUGUUCAUCAUGGUGAGAACAUUGCAUAGGCUCAGAGAGAUUCUUUUCAUAUUUUCAUCAUCCCAAAUGUUCCUAAGUUGAGACUUGACAUCAGUGAAGUUCUGGGUUGUGUAAACUAAAUUUCUUUCCUCCCUCCCUCCCUCCCUCCCUCCCUCAUUACUGGAGCAAAGUUCGGGGAAAUCUCUGUUGACAGGCUUUGAUAACACCAGCCCUCCAGUUGUAUCUUUGAAGGCAGACACUUUAAUGUUUAGAGAGAAAACUGCAACUUUUGUCAGAAAGGACCACUGUACAUACAUUUCACAAUAUUUCCCCCCUUGCAUUUUGUAUUGCUUGAAUUUUCUUGUAUUGACAGAACUCUUUUUAAUCAGUUAUUUAAGAGUUAAUCUUAAUGUAAAGGUUAGUUAGCUGGUUUAUAUCAUGCUGGUUUGUUUUUGUUUUCUAAUUUUGUUCAUGAAAUGUGGUUAAUUGCCAAAUAAUUGCUUUUAUAUAUAUUAAAAAAAUAAAAGAAUCCAACCUCUCAAA
Molecule: messenger RNA, 5779 nt
Organism: Eublepharis macularius
Lineage: Eukaryota; Metazoa; Chordata; Lepidosauria; Squamata; Eublepharidae
Gene: SOX7
Product: SRY-box transcription factor 7
Exons: 2
Coding region: 35-1159 (374 amino acids)
Biological process (GO): anatomical structure morphogenesis; regulation of DNA-templated transcription; cell differentiation
Molecular function (GO): RNA polymerase II cis-regulatory region sequence-specific DNA binding; DNA-binding transcription factor activity, RNA polymerase II-specific
Source: RefSeq, a predicted model, not a curated record